Messenger RNA from Prunus armeniaca (apricot), 240 nucleotides. The record is from the annotation of a GenBank genome assembly. NCBI's taxonomy places the organism in Eukaryota, Viridiplantae, Streptophyta, Magnoliopsida, Rosales, Rosaceae.
AUGGCUUCCGCUAGCAAGAUCAGAUUCAGUUGCUGGAAAAAUAAAGGUGAUAUAGAGAAUGGUGGGGAACCCAGGGAAGAGUCCACUUGCUUGAACGUCAAAAAGAGGCAUUUAUUUGGAGCAGAAAACCAGGAAGGUAAAGGCCGUCAAUCGGAAGCUAAGAUGGUUCGGCCAAAAGAACAUGUGUUAGAUGCUGCUAGUCGCCGCCGCCGUCACCGCUACAGAUACAGAACAGUUUAA